Molecule: messenger RNA, 7346 nt
Organism: Oreochromis niloticus (Nile tilapia)
Lineage: Eukaryota; Metazoa; Chordata; Actinopteri; Cichliformes; Cichlidae
Gene: rftn1b
Product: raftlin, lipid raft linker 1b
Exons: 10
Coding region: 759-2807 (682 amino acids)
Source: RefSeq, a predicted model, not a curated record
ACCCCCCUCCCCGCUUCCCCUCUGUCAUUCCCCCUCCCUCUUUCCCUUUCCUCUCCCUCCCAUCUCUUCUCCCCCGUCCUCUCCUCAGAUGGAUUCUUCAGUCAGUCGUGUGGAACUGGUGCGGCUGCCGGAGAGACAGACAUUGAGGCAGAGAGGCUGCUCUGAACAGACGCUGGGUCAGAGCGCUCAGUUGCUUCAGACAAUCACAGGGGAGCGAGAGAAAGACACAGGAAAAGAGAGAGAACACUACAUAGAAAGAUAGGUUGAGAAGGAAGGGAGAGACAGGAGAGGGAGGUAAAUAUGUGACAGGAUGUGGUUUCCCUGUGCUUGCAAAACAUUGGUGUACAACAGUCAUACUUUGAGCAUGACCUAAGCACAGUGAGCGUGCAAGUGUGUUUGAGCUCUAAUAGGUUGUGAAGAGGAAGACGAAGCAAACCGCUGGAGCUGCUGCUGCUGAGCCCACAGAAUCAACACUCUUGUUUCUCUGCUGCCUGCCUGCCUGCCUGCCUGCCUGCCUGCCUGCCUGCCCAGAGGAUUGUGGUUCCUUUAAACCAACCAGCUCCGCGGCAGCCUUUGACAGCUUGUCGGACAGGACCUGAACCCAUCCUCUGUUUGAGCUUUUCUCCCCCCUCGAAGUAGAAUGCGAUUCUCUGCAGGAAGCACUGGUCCAGUUGCUGCAUUUGUGUCCAAGCAGUGAACUUUUCAACGAGAUUGUGAAAGAGGGUCUUUGUAAAGAGUGACCUAAAAACUGUGGAGCCAUGGGCUGCGGGUUGCGCAAGAUGAAACCAGUAUCAGAGGAGAACAGUCCAGGGAAGAUUUACUCCACCCUGAAGAGACCACAGGUGGAGACCAAGGUGGGCGUGGCCUACACAUACCGCUACCUGGACUUCCUCAUCGGCAAAGACGGUGGGACUUCCACUCUGCGCCUCUCAUCAGUGCGAGAGCUGCCAGGUCAGCUGCAGGAGCUUUACCAGCAGGGUUUCAUUCUGGCUGCUGUUCAUCCAUUCAUCCACCCCUGUGGUCCAGAGUCUAACAGCCCACAGUACCAGCUCUACAGGGCCAUACUGGUCCGAUUAAAUGAUGGGGUGGAAAGGAGCCAGCCAGUCGGCCCACCGUGCAAACUCCAGCUGGAAGAGUGCCUGUCUGCUGAGCAGGUGCCCACCCCAGAGCUCAUCCAGGGCUACGUCAAGAAGCAGAUACAGGAUGCUGCUGACCAAGGGGUGAUGUUUGUAGGAUUUGUCCAGGAACCAUACGGCGCCCCGUGUACCAGGAUCAGAGAACCCGACACCCCCUCCCUGUCUCUGCACUCCAGCCCCUGCUCUGUGCUUGAUUCCCUGGGAAGCUGUAGCCCCUCAAACCCCUCAAGCCCCACCAACCAUGCAGAACCUCAAGCUGGAGCUGAUGUGGUGGAGAAGGAAGGGAAUGACGAAGCCUCUGGCAAGGCUGGGGAAGAAGAACCAAGUGGGGAGAAGAAUCAAAGUGAGAACACUGGGAAUGAAUCAGGGCCAGGGGUGGAGGAGGUCUCACCUGCAGCAUCUCCUGUGUCAGAACAAAGUGAGGCACUGACAGAGGAGGAUUCAGCAUCUCAUAAUAAUAACAAAGACAGCAGCACGGACACAAAGGAGAGGCCAAGAUACCGGCUGCGGAGAGGUGACGGGGUCGAUCUGCUGGCGCUGUACAACCACCCACCGGUCCGAGAGGGCCAGGUGAAGUACUACACUGUCAAGGUGCCUCUGCGAGUUCAAAAUUGUGACGAAGGGGUCAAAGGGGUGGAGGCCAACUGGUUGGAUCACAUGACCCAGCACUUCAACAACGGAGCCUCGCUGGUCGAUGGGUAUUUCCACCUGGGCAACAUGAAUGAUUUGCUGCCUAAGUCAGUGGAAAGUGUCUUCAUCUUCCAGGAGGCGAGCGAAGGUGAGUCGAACGCGGCCAUCCCGGCGUACGAUGCCAUCGUUGUGGAGCAGUGGACCGUCAUCGAUGGUUUGCAGGUGAAGGCUGAUUAUGUUCCUCUGCUUCAGUCUCUGGCCACAUAUGGAUGGAGGCUUACUUGUGUGCUACCAACUCCUGUAAUCAAGACUAACAGUGAUGGAAGUCUGUCCACCAAACAGAUUGUUUUCCUGCAGAGACCCGUUUUAGGCCGAAAGAGGAGGGAAUCAAAGAAAUUAAUCUUCAAGCCCCGAAGCAAGUCCAACAAGAACUGCGUCAAAGAUAGUGCAAAAAAUAAGAAGAAAAAGAAAACAAAAGUUGAGAAGGAUACAGAAGAUCCCAAGCCUCUUGAUGACAGAGAGAAGGUCGAAAAGGAAGAAGAUAAGAGUAGGGAUGAAAAGGCGAAUACAGAGGAGGGAGAGACAGCAAGAGAAAGUGAGACAAUGACAGAGAAAGAGGCAAGGUGUGAGGAGGAUAGAAAAAAUGAUGAUGGUAUUGAAAUCAGUAUGGAGACUGUCACAAAGAAAGAUGGAGGAGCAUCAACAAGAGACAAAGGAGCGGAAAAUGGCACUGAAGAAGAAGCACUGGAUGGAGAAGGAUCAAAAGUGAACGGAGAGCCUUCUGAAAACAGAGAGUUCAAGGAAGUGAUGAAAACCAUUGCAACUGUCGAGAGCAAGACCAAAGAAAUGGAGGACGAGGGCAGAGCGGAGGUUGAAGUUGUAAUAGAAAAUGGGGUAGAGACAGAUGAGGAGAAAGAUGAAGGUGGAGAUAAUGCAGUCAGAUGCAAAACGGAAGAAUCAGUACACACGGAGAUCAUUACCAAGGAGAUGGUGGUUGAUGCACAGGCCACAUGUCAAAGCCCAGAGGAGACUCAAGAGUAGCCUGAGUUGUUAGAGUUAAGGUUCAUUCCCCACCCUACCUCUCAAAGUCCCCAUUCCUAAGAACUGGUUCCCAGUGUUGUCCCUAAUCCAAAUUAACGGGGCUUUGGUCCCCAUCGCUGCAGCAUUCUCCAAUCCUCCCAUCGCUCAUUGAUGAUACCCCCCACAUCCUAACUCAGUGUAGCUCGGAAAGAACUUCAUUUAAAGCCACACAUACUGAAUGUAUAUACUAUCUAAAACAGGAAAUGCUGACGCGGGGUAGUCAGGGUGGCGUCGCUGGAUGAGGACAACCAGAGCACUGAGAAGGAUGCCAAAAUCAGAGCGUGUGCAGAAUGAAGCUAACGUUUAAAGGCCUGGUCACCCAGCAUUUAAAAUGUUUUCAAACAUGGAUUCAUUUUGAUUACUGGAUUUAUUGUUUGCGAGGAGUGUUGCUGUUGACCAAAUUGUUAAGAGUAAGAUCAAACACUCACUGCUAAAGGCGUUCCCCAAAGAAUCUUAUUGGUAGCCAGCCGUCUAAAUUUAAAUGAAUUUAGCCUCAUCUAUCAGACUGUAACCUGCUCCUGAUAAAUUGAAUGGUUUGUUGACAGUUUUAGUGAAGCAGUUUAUAAUGCAAAUGCACCUUUUGAAUAAACUAAAUGAACUUGUUUCCUUAUUAGCGGCCAACCUAAGUUAUAUUUAGAAUGGCUGCUAGCUUAAGAGCUUUUUUACGCUCCCAGUGAUGGUUUAAAAUGCUGACAGCAAAACAACAGGGAGCAGACAGGCCAGACGAUCUUAUAUUAAAGAUGAAAGACGAAAUGAAAGAAGCUCAUUUAGUUAAUGUGACUUAACUAAUGCAUUUAGCUAACAAUCUAGCAGCUUCUCAACAAGAACUGCUGCUACUGCAUUUUGCUAAUGUUCUAAAAUCAGGUAUUCAAAAAUUAAUAGAUUCCCUUUUUUGUGUUACUUUCUGGUGUUCCCAGGCCUUUGACAGGGCCAGGGGCUUUGCAUUAUAAUUCUUGUUGCAGUCCACUUGCAACUUUUCAAAAAGGGUUAAAUAGCUAGCCCUAAAUUGUUUUACACAAACACAAAUACAUAUAAAAAAUAAGUCCUAACAGAGAGAAAACAGAGCAUGGUGAGCUUUUCCUGCCUUACAGCGAUAAAGUUACCUGUUUGACCAGCUCUUACCAGUUUAUGAAGCUGUGAGAACAGAAAAAAAGAGGUAGGGUCUUGGCUGCCUCUUUAACCCAUCUGACAAUGUAAAGGGCAGGUAGGCUUAGAAAAACAUCCUAAAUCAUCCCAAACCCUGCUCUUGUGUGAGUUCGGAUGUGAAGGGAUGAGAAAGCUCAUAGAGGUGAUGGGAAAGGCAUUUGUUGCGACAGGCAAUCCAAAGUAGGCUGAACAGAUAAUUGUUUACGCUGAGCUCUAAGCCAUCAAGUGCUUCAAACAGAGCCGAUAAUCACUCUUUGGUGUGCUCACCUUGCAUACAGAAUGUUCCAUAUUCAAAGCCAAGCUAGAUGAGGAUGUGAAAUUCAGCUGAAUGUUUGCACCUCGAGGGCAGAACUCAUAUUCAGAGUUAGCUUUUACAUACAGGAAAUCUGUUGCAUUUUUAAUUACAUUCCAGUCAGUCGCUAAAAAUGAAAGUAGUUGUCAGUGUGGAAACGAGGUUAAGCUGUGUGGUCAGAACAUGUCGUAGCCUUGUUGUUUAUUGAGACCAGAAUUGAGAGGUAGAAAUUGAAAUAAAGAAGAAGGCUGCAGUGAAAGAGAAAGACCACAGAGCAUAAGAGAGUCAAAUAAAAGAAAUGAAUAGGCUCAUUUAAAGUAACAGCCGUUUGUGUCCCACAUUCCCUGUUGAGAUUUCCUUCAUUAUUUUACCUCCAGCUCUUUAAGCACCUCUUACCAGACAUCAUUUCUGACAAUAACCAAGUCCUAAUGUGCUGUUUCAUGGCAUCGUGUAGCUUUCCAUUUUAAAAGGUGGAACAGGAGGGGAGGGAAGUGGCAACAUUCACGGUGCGGAGCUCUCAUUAGCUCACUAAUGGAUUUUGUCAGUGGGGUAUCUGUCAGUAAUCAUGCAUUUAUAAUGGGGGGUCACUUAUUGGGAGGAGGUAUUGACAGCAAAACACCUCAAUGUGAAGCAAAUAGCCUUCAUAUUAACAGUGAUGUCACGGGGAAUCAUUUGCACUGAGGAGGAAGAGUUUGUGUUAAAAAAAUGUUGCAUUUUGCAAAGAACUUACACACAUCUCAUCACAAAGAUGUCAGAAAGCCUAUUUAUUAAAGCGUUAGCAUUUGAUUUAUAAAGAACUUAAACUACCUUCUGUCCGGCUUUAUACAGAGUAUAAUUUGUCACAAUUUGGAUAUUUUGUUUUAUGAGAAUAAAUGAUAGCUUGGUCAAGAAAAAUGGAUCCUUCCUGGAGAAGAAACUCUUCAAUUACACACAAGUAAGAUCGAUUAUGCUGAAUAAGUGCUCUCCUUUCGGGAGAUUAAUCCACCCGCCGCUGAGAUUUUUCAAUGUAAAAUGGCAGAUGUUUUUGUGUAGAGUAGAAUAUAAAACUGUGACCAGUUUAGCCUUAUCACUAUACUGUAAAUGGCCCACAGUCUGCUAUUAGAAAUGUCUUUUAGAGGCACCAUGGUGAUUUAAGUGUUUGUUAUAGUCAAACGGGAACGUUUUGCUACAGUCAGUGUUGGUAUUUUGAAGAUGUUGUUACAUGUUUUAUUGCUGGGAUUCAGAACGACAGGAUAAAGAUGUGUGUGUCUAUAUGAAGGUAUUAUAUUUUGGAUCAUUCUUAACAUGUUUUGAACAUGUGUUUUUUUAUUGUGAUUGUUCUGUUUUUGGACAUUUUUAUUGUGGGCUUUGUGUUGCCUCUGCUAAAGCUUGCAAAAAUGUAUCGCUGACUGACGCUUCCAGCUACCUCCCGAGGGCCGUUGUGGGUUUUGAACUGAGGGGUCGCUGCAUGCGUGACCCCCCCUGAAGCAUAUGCUCCUUGUCCUUUCGCCCUCCGCUAUGACGGAGACCAGAACUGUGAGCGUGAGGUCAUCGCUAAUGGCAGACGAGGUCAAAGGUUGUGUUUGAGCCAGAAUGGAUUUUCCACAGCUGUACACAGGAGUUUGCACGAGCACAUGACAAAUAACCACUCCGAUAUUGAAUGAAGAUAUGAAGUCAUAUUAUAGUAUUCUCUGUGGUAUUUUCUUUCCUUCUCCUUAAACGUCAUUGACUCAGCUGCUUUUGACUGUUUGAACUUUAAUGAACAUAAUAAUAAGCAAGAAAUAUUUAAUGCCACCUGUUGUAUCAGAGAAGCUGACGAGCAAAUAGGACUCAGCUGUCACUUUCACGGUUUUAGUCGGAAUACGAUAAAUGUAAAUUAUGAAAGGCAAUACCAAAAGGCAUCUUUUGAUAGCAGACAAGAUCUUUAUGAAUAUUUGAGAAAUUCCCCUGUUAAAUCCUGGUCAGCUUAUUUCCUCAGAUUGAAUCAAUUUUUUUUCUCCCCAACGUCACGCUAAACAUUUUAACUGUCAUCCAUCUGUUUUAUGAAUACGAAUUUAUUUCAGCGCUCCUUUCUUUCGCCUUUUUUGCAUCUCUGCACAUUUUUAAUCUAAAAACUGUGACAUAUAUUCCCCUUUGGCAUCCUGUGAAAACACAUAGAUCAGAUCCGUCUUUAUCUAUGGGAACAGAGUUUGGAAAAUGAAAACGAUGAGAUGAUCUCAGCUGACACGAGUGCUUUGCGACGCUGCAUUCCUGUUGUUCAUCCACAAAUAUGGAUGAUCAUAACCUUGACAAAAAGUUACAGCCGGUCCUGUAUCCGUCCAUCGAGUGUGGGGCCGUGGCCUUAUGGGGCUCCAUCUCCCCCUGAUAAGGGCUGAUUGGUUGCUGUGCAGUCUAACCUCUGACAUGAGUACACUCCAGAGACUCUGGGUAAUUGUGAUUUUUGUGGUCUACAAAAAACAAAACGAAAAAAAAAAAAACAGAGACAGGGAGAGAAAAGUGAGAUAGGAUCUGACACUUCAUCAGUUAAAUGAUGUUGAACCGUGUUAACUUAGCCGUCCGUGAAAAGAAGGAGAUCUAACGUUAGUAUUAAAUAUACGUCCGCAGCCCUCUCCCCUUUCUUGUAAGGAAAGGUAACAUACUGUCUUAUAUCAGCAUAAUUGUCUCUGAGCCUCCAUAGUGGCGCUGGUGCAAUCAUUCUUGGUAAUGCUGUAAAAAGAAAAAAAAACGUAAUGGUUCAUUUCCUGUGUGUUACUAUGGUGUGAAAUGGGCAGAGUAGAAAAGGCAGAACAUGAUUUAAUAGGAUGCCGUCAUUUAUUUGUUUUUUUUCUGUGUUGUCACUUUAGCUUGCUCACAGCCUCUGGAAAAUGUAUUCUUAGAUUUUUGUCUCUGAUGUGAGUUUUUUUUAUCACCUCAGCUGCCAUCUUGAAUGUUGAGUAUCUUUGAUCAUGUGCCGUUGUCUUUUGCAUUGCUAUCAAGGAAGAAAAAAGUAUUCUUUAUCUUUGCUAUCCUGAGUAUGUCAACAUUCCUAUUGUUCAUGACAUCUGUACAAUUUGUAUAUUAUAAAAUGAUUUAUAUUUAAUGUG